AAACCCCGUGAGGUGUGAGGGACACGGUCAUUUCGCCAUUAGCUGUCGUGAGGAGGAGGAAGAGGAGAAGAAGAACGAGAAGGCGACGACGACGAGGAGGCGUUUACCGGUGACCGCAGGACUCGGGAUUGGGAUUGCCGUUCGCUUCGUUUAUCUCCUGUCUUUGAAGGCGGCUGUGGAGACCGAGCUGCCCGGAGCGGGACUGGUGGAGCCGCAGUAGGCCGCAACCCCCCCUUCUAUUGUGUUCGAGGCCCGAGAGGGAUUCACUUGUUCGCCCCCGGAAGGGACUUGUACGGACUUGUGAGGACUGAGGCUCCGUUACGGACUCUGACGGGAAUCCUUACGAACUGCUCUGCCCGGGGGGUCACACAGGACUGGACUGGCCGCUCGGGCCCCCCUCUUCCUCUCUCCCCCCCUUUGUUGGGGUUGCUCCUCUCUUCCUAGGGGACUGUGUGGAGGACUGUAACCGAGUGAGGGGGCCUCGGGCCGGGUGCUGGGGAGUGAGCGCCCCCCAUGGCUCCUGGUGCAGUGUCCCCGGCCUCCCCCAUGUGCUGAGGCCUCUGUGUGUGUGCUGUGUGUGUGCCGCCUGUGUGUGUUCUCUGCAUUGCAUAACCCUAUAUAUGAUAAUAACAUGUCGUGUGUGCACUAUAAGUUCUCCUCCAAACUCAACUAUGACACCGUGACCUUUGAUGGGCUGCACAUCUCCCUGGCCGACCUCAAGAAGCAGAUCAUGGGCCGGGAGAGGCUGAAGGCGGCCGACUGCGACCUGCAGAUCACCAACGCACAGACCCAGGAAGAGUACACGGACGAGGCGGCGCUUAUUCCCAAGAAUUCAUCUGUCAUAGUUCGGAGAAUCCCUAUUGGAGGAGUGAAAACUACAACCAAGACAUAUGUCAUAAGUCGCGCUGAGCCAGUGAGUGGACCGUCGAAAUCAAUUGAUGACGCUUCUGCAUCUAUAUCUAUGGCCAAGCUUGCUAAGACCGCCAAUCUGGCUGAAGCCAAUGCUUCUGAAGAGGAUAAAAUCAGAGCAAUGAUGUCUCAGUCUGGCCAUGAAUAUGACCCUAGCAACUACAUGAAGAAGCCUCUGGGACCGCCGCCUCCAACGUACACUUGCUUUCGAUGUUUAAAACCCGGUCAUUACAUCAAGAACUGUCCGACAAAUGGGGACAAAAGUUUUGAGUCUGCUCCCAGGAUAAAGAAGAGCACUGGGAUUCCUCGCAGCUUUAUGGUGGAGGUGGAAGAUCCCAAUAUGAAGGGGGCUAUGCUUACAAACACUGGAAAAUAUGCCAUACCAACCAUUGAUGCUGUGGCAUAUGCUAUGGGCAAGAAAGAAAAGCCUCCAUUUCUACCUGAGACUCAGUCGUCCUCUUCCGAGGAGGAAGACCCCGUCCCUGACGAGCUGCUGUGCAUGAUUUGUAAAGAUAUGAUGAGUGAUGCAGUUGUUAUUCCUUGCUGUGGAAACAGCUACUGUGAUGAAUGUAUCCGCACUUCACUACUGGAAUCGGAGGAUCACAUGUGCCCUACAUGUCAUCAGUCGGACGUCUCUCCUGAUAACUUAAUUGCCAAUAAAUUCCUACGUCAGGCUGUGAAUAACUUUAAGAAUGAAACCGGUUAUACAAAGAGUAUUCGUAAGCAACAGUCUGCCUCCCAGCAGCGCCAGCAACAGCAAGCGGCACAACCACAGCGUAGCACCCCGCAGCCAACACGUCCAACGCAGUCUCGCCAGCAAGAUCCUCUUAUAGCUCCCACUACUGCAGCUCCUACUCCAACUACUGCUCCUCAAAGCACUGCUCCUACCACAUCUACUGCGCACAGCCCUGCACAAACCAGUGCACAGACCCAGCCUGCGGCGCCCUCUACAGAGCCUGCCUUGCCUGUACCUGUCCAAAAGGAGCGAGAGAAACCAGAGCCUACUUUUCAUCAUGAAAAGCGUGAAGGAUCUCGAUCCUCUUCCACACCUUCUGCUCCUGUCACAUCGGCGAGCAGCUUGCCAUUGCCCAACAGCCUCCACUUAGGAGACAAAGGCUUCCACGUUCCAGUGCUUGGGCAAAUGCCACCUUCUACUCACCACCUUCCUCCUCCAACUCCACUGAUGAGAGCCAAUAUACCAAGACCUUCUGGACCAAGACCGCAUAUAGGAUGGGAUGGUCAUAGCCGUGGCCGUCACCCUCACAAUGACCGCCCACCAAGAAACCAAGUGCCGUCUUUGACAUCGUCGGGUCCUGUAUAUGUUCCACCUCCGACACCUCUGUUCCCUCCGCCGCCACCGCAUGGUCUUCAGUUACCUCCUGGCGUACCACCACCUCAGUUUCCACCACAGUUCCCACCUGGACAACCUCCUGCUGCUGGCUACAACGUACCACCCCCAGGCUUCCCCUCAGCACCUGCUACAGUGUCUGCCCCAUGGGCCAAUCCAGCAGUUCAGGGAGCACAUGCCAAUGCCCUUCCUGCACAGUCCCUGGCACCACCUCUCUCUAAAGAAGAGUUCUAUAGAGAACAGAGACGACUAAAGGACGAAGAGAAGAAGAAAUCGAAACUUGAAGAAUUUGCAAAUGAUUUUGCGAAAGAGCUGCUUGAAUACAAGAAAAUUCAAAAAGAGCGGAAGCGUUCUUAUUCCAGGUCUAAAUCUCCUUACUCUGGAUCAUCAUACUCUAAAAGUUCGUACUCUUACUCUAAAUCAAGAUCUGGUUCUUCAAGGUCACGCUCAUAUUCUCGGUCUUUUAGUCGAUCGCGUUCUCGGUCUUUUUCAAGAUCUCCUUCAUACCAGAGGAAAGCCCAUGGAAAGGGGCGUACUUACCGCUCCAGGUCCAGGUCUCAUGGAUAUCCUCGGUCCAGGUCAAGAUCACCAUACAGGAGAUUCCAUUCUCGAUCUAGAUCCCCACCCUACAGACCACCUUCUCCUGCUAAUAAGAGACUUCUUCAGCAAGUUGAAGGGGAACGAGAUUAUGCAAACCGCUAUCGUGAAUUGCCACCCUAUGAUCUCAAAGCGAUGUAUGGCCGUCAGCCGGAUAUGAGAGAUCCUUAUGAAAAGGAAGCGUACAGAGAGUGGGAACGUACUUACAGGGAAUGGUUUGAAAAGUAUUAUAAAGGAUGUGCAUUGAAUGCCAUUCCAAGACAGAGGUCACCAAUCGGUAGGGAAAAUUUCCCAGAAAACAGAUUUCUUCUUCCACCACAGACUCGAAGAGAACAUUCGCCUUAUCGUGGCCAUAGAGAAAAUUAUCCUGCACCUUUACUACCCCGGCUGCGCCCACCUUUAGUUGGUGGAUAUCAGGAAAAACUACUGCCACGUGAUGCACACAUAAAGGACACUAGAAAAUCUAAGGAAAGAGAACCUUUUAUCCAAUCUGGCGACUCGAGGGCAAACAAACAUAAGAAACAUCGCAAGAGACGGAAAGAAGAAAGCGAAAGUUUGUCUAAGACUGGAACUGAUGGAUCGAGAAAGCACAGAGACCCACAUGGGGAUGAUGGCAAAAGAAACGAACAUAUGUUUGUGCCCACCAGCAAAGAUGAUGCCACCCCAGUUAGAGAUGAGCCCAUGGAUGCCGAGUCUAUUGCGUUGAAACCUCUUUCUGAUAAGGACAAACGAGAAAAACCAAGAGUGAAAGUCGAUAAAACUAAACGUAGAGCUGAGGUUAACCAGCCCAAGAAAGAAACUUUAUCCAAGGUAAUCCGGAUUGAAAAAGCAGGGGACGGAGAGAAAGCUAAACCAAAAGCAGGGGACGGAGAGAAAGCUAAACCAAAAGCAGGGGACGGAGAGAAAGCUAAACCAGCGAGUGUUGAGCCACCACCGAAGAAGAUCAAAGAUGAACUGCAGAAGAACGACAAUUCAAAACAUGUGUCUAGCCAAAAAGACGACAAGACUAUGUUGCCUCGUAAAGUCCAUCUCAAGGUAAUAAAAGAAAAUCAGGAAAAACAGUCGAAAGAGGAGAAGAGCAAAAAGGACCACACAAAAGACACAAAGAUGGACAAGCCAACAAUUAAGGAAGAAAAGUCUAAAAAGGCAGCAGAGAAACCAAGAACAGCUGAGUCCAAACCUGAAAAACGCAAGAGAAAAGUUGAUGACAAAUCUGCAGAAAAGGAACAGGAAAAAACAGCUAAGAAUAUAAAAGUUGAGACUCCUGAGGCUCCAAAACCUCCUGCUUCUAGACUAAAAUCUGAGGCAGAGGUUGUCAAACCCGAGAAGAUUCCCGAGAAGGACAAAGCAACAACUGUGAAAAAGAUUAAACUGAACCGUGAGACUGGGAAAAAAAUAACAAACACGGAAACUGCUGCUGCUGGAACAGAAGAAGCACAAGACAAAAACGAGCCAACAGCCCCGGCCAAACCGAAGGCAGAACGUGUUAAGGGAAAAGUACGAAAGAAGGUACUUGCUCCUGAUGGAUCUGGAUCCACCUUGGUCGACUAUACCAGCACAAGCUCCACAGGUGGGAGUCCUCUCCGGAAAGCAGAAGAAAAGCAAGACAACAAAAGAACGGUUAUUAAGACCUUAGAGGAGUAUACCAAUGAUAGUAUGGAACCAGCAGAAGAUGUCAUCAUAAUGAUUCAAGUUCCACCGUCAAAAUGGGACAAGGAUGAAUUUGAGUCUGAAGAUGACGAUGCUAAGGACUCGCAAGGAACAUCGAAUUCCGGGAAACCAAUGAGUGUUGUAUCCAAACCAGCAUCUACUGUAAUUUUACCAGAGAAAGAAGUGAAGCAGGGAAGUGAUGGAACGCCACAAGAUGCCAGAUCCACCAAGGAAACCAAUGUUUCCCAAACCAAGAACAGAUCAAAAGAUAAAAAUAGUCCUGCAAUUGACAAGGACUCUUCCGAUAAAAGAAAAGGAAGUUCCCAAAAUGACAGCAACCAACAGUCCUCAAAAGAGAAGUCAUCUGAAAAACAGGAAUCGGGACGUGGCAGUUCCAACAAAGACGUUACUCCAACUCGCGAGAAGAAGUCUGAUCGUGGAGACAGCAGAGAUAGAAAACAAGAACAUGAGAACAAAGAGAGGGAUAAGAAGGAACAUGACCGAGACCGAAAGACCGAACAUGAGAGCAGAGAUAGAGACAAAAAGAAUGAUCAUGACAAGAGGCAAGACCACGAUUCCCGUGACAGAAAGCCUGAACACGACAGUAAAGAUCGGGAAAGGAGGCAAGAACAUGACGGCAAAGAACGGGAUAGAAAACAAGAACAUGAAAGCCGAGAGCGAGAGAGAAGGUCUGAGCACGAUGACAAGGUAAAGAGGCCAGACGGUGAUAAAAAGUCAGAUCAUGACAGUCGGGAUCAGAGUGGUUCCAGGAGAAGAGAUGAGCGACGAAAGGAAUCUCCUCUCAGGAACAAAGAUUCAUCGUCCAACUCCCAAAAAGUAAAACCCAGAGACGACUCUAGAGAACCUAAGAAAGUUCCGAGAGACUCUAAGAGUGGCAGUCACAGUCCUGGUCAAGAGCGCAGGCCAAGGGCUGAACAAAAGUCGUCAGACUCAAAGCGACAAAGCAAUACUGAUCAAGUGUCAUCUGACAGAAGCAGUGAAAGAGGGAAAGAGAAAGUCCCAUCUAAAUCAAAAACUUCAGAAGACACGAGCGAUAAAAGAUCAUCACACCCUAAACGUCCCUCACCAGAAGUAAAAACGGACAAGGAAGCCUCUGACAAGACCAAGGGUCCUCAAAGCCGUUCUACACGGCUCUCCACAGACUUGACCAAAGACACGGAUGAAGCUUCAUUUGUGCCUGAUUACAAUGAAAGUGAUAGUGAGGCCUCUGUCAAACAAGAAGACCCUCAGGAAACUAAAAACAAGGACGAUGAACACACACAAGCUACAGAUACGGGUAGUGGUAACUUGCCUGCCACUGGCCCAAACAGUCCAGCCGGCAGCCACAGCCCUGGCGACUCCGGCAGUCGCAGCAGCAGCGUCAGCUCCACAGGCAGCCCAGACAAAAAGAAAAGGAAGAAGGAGAAAAAGAAACACAAGAAGCAUAAAAAACACAAGAAGCAUAAGAAGCACACGGGCAAUGAGUCAGAGACUGAGAAGGGCCAGAAACACAAACACAAAAAAAAGAAAUCCAAGAAAAGUAAAGACAAAGAGACUGAAAAGGAGGACACUAAAGCCAAACCUCCUGCGACCUCGUAGUGACAGCUCGCCUGCCCUUCGUCUCCUGUAUUCAUUUGUAAGCUAUCUUGCAGUGUAAAUAACUGAAAACUGUGCCACACCUAAUAUAUUGAUUCUUUGACUUUUACAUCAGAGCUUUAUAAAGGAAAUAUUUGUACAGAAAUCUGUGUCUUGUGACCAUAUUGCAAAUACUUUGGUUCUUUUUUUAUAUUAUUUAUCUACUAGGCAUUUAGCCAUGAAUUAGAUGAAAAUGAGGGUGCUGUGAGCUUGGGGCGAGCUGUGCCAAUGUAGCCUGAGCCUCAAUAUCUGCCCUGCAAGAUCAGCAGCUUGGGAUGCCAUUAGAUGACAGGAUUGGCCCCAAUGUUUUUUUUUUUUAAGUUUUUUUUUUAAGGUCACCCCAGAUACCACUUGCCUGCCCCAGAUGUUCUUGAGGUUUAGUCCAGAUACCACUUGCCUGCUUCUGUUUCUUUUUUUUUUUUUUUAGGUAACCACAGAUACCACUUGCCUGCCUUGGUGGGUUAACAUGGCAAACGACUACAGGCGCCAGUCUCCUGAACUCUGCCUGUAUGGCCCAAACCAUAUGUUACUACACUUUACAAAUUAGGAGCAAGGACUGCUGUCAAUUCCAAAGCAUGAGUCUGCACUUUAGUAACUUUACCCUCCUGGGCAUGAGUGGGAAGGAGUGUGACGUGACCUCUCCCCAAAUCUGUACUGUAUAUAGUGAUUCCAAUUUUUUUUAUACAUUUCCUAAUCUGUUCUAAGAGCGAUCAACAAAGCAGUCUAUGGGAGAAUUUAUUUUUUUUUCAUCCGUGCAGACGUGGGCAUGUCAUUGUGUUAAAGGACAUUCACUAUGGUUUGCCCACUUUUUUUUUUUAUUUUUUAUUUUUUAACCUCGACUUUUAUUUUUAAUAUACAUAAAAAGUUUGUUUGCUGAAAUGACAUACUUUGUGCUGAUUUUGAGUUGCGUGUGACCUGGCUGCUUGAGUCUAUCCGUCAUCAGAGCUCGCGCAACACCCUGAGAAUUCGGAAUGAGGCUUUGGAUGUAAAUGGCAAAGAAAAUCAAAAUAGGACACAAAAUGAGUAAAAGCAACACUUUAUGCAAACUACACUUGAAGGAUACGUUAUAAUACCAUCUACUGUAAAGUAA
Bufo bufo (common toad) is the source of this 7229-nucleotide messenger RNA. It is a transcript of the gene RBBP6, whose product is annotated as RB binding protein 6, ubiquitin ligase. Lineage: Eukaryota; Metazoa; Chordata; Amphibia; Anura; Bufonidae. Bases 632 to 6103 code for a protein of 1823 amino acids. Gene Ontology annotation, biological process: mRNA processing; protein ubiquitination; ubiquitin-dependent protein catabolic process. Gene Ontology annotation, molecular function: nucleic acid binding; zinc ion binding; ubiquitin protein ligase activity. Gene Ontology annotation, cellular component: nucleus. The record is from RefSeq and is a predicted model, not a curated record. The transcript has 17 exons.